AUACGUACACCCCCUUUCGGAGCAGUCGAUCAUAAAUCCAUACCAUAGAUUGAGUGUCGACUAUCUCCUCCAUGUGGUGAAUGAAAGCAGAAAUUUGGACCCAGAAAAUCAUCAUUUCAGGCCCAUUUUAGCGGAUUUCACCCACAGGAUGAGAUGACCAAUAGUCAUGGUGUAUGGAAACAUUCCUGACCACAUCAAGGCACCUGAGGGUAUUGAACUCAAACCCUCAAAGGUUGACCGUCGAAUAACUGGUGCCUGGUGCACAGCAGAUGUUAAGCAAGGGUCGUUGUUUGGUCCAUUCAAAGGAGAAAUCGUCAAAGAAAAUGAAAGAAAGAAGAUUGAUUUUAGAUAUGCUUGGGAGGUGUAUGACUUGGAGACGAGUGAACUCAUCCACAUUAUAAACGCCACAGACCCGAUCAAUGGAGACUGGACCCGCUAUGUCAACUGUGCCCGUUACCUGGAGGAACAGAACCUGGUGUCUGUCCAGGAGGGCACCCAGGUCUUCUACAAGGCUAUCAGGGAUAUACCAUCAGGGGAAGAAUUGCUGACCUGGUUUGAGAGAAGUAAAAUCAAACGGAAUGGUAGUGGAGACAAAAAUGAGGAGAAGCCCAUCAAAGGAAAAGGUACGCCUAGUCCUAAAAAGAAAAAGACAAAAAGAUCUCGCUCAGACUCGAGCCUCGGAUUGGGAGAAAAUGUUACAAUUGGUGAGAAGCGACAGCGCAAGAAGAAGAAGAUGUUUGGAGAGGUGGAAGAAGUGUCGCUAGCAGAACUCAUUCCAAAGAAGCGAACAAAGCGAAGUGUGGAUUCUAAGGAGUCUUCGACAGAUGAUCCGUCGACUGAAGCCAUCACUACACAGAUCUUCAAUAGCCUGGAUGUGGACACCAUCAAGGUCUACAGUAACAGCACGUCUCACACCGGCUCUCUGUUCCUGGAGGACAAGAGGAAGAUGAAGGAGAUUGAGGAAGACUGGAGGUACCCCCCUAGGUGGCGGGAGUAUCAGUUUGGAUUCCUGAAUCGCAUCACAACCAGUGUCAACAAUCGACGCAUGUACAAGUGUAAUAUAUGCGGGGGAUUGUAUCGGCACAAGUUCAGUCUUAAAAGGCACUACUUACGCAAUCACAUAAACUGUCAGUAUCUCAGUAAAGCUGCUGUCACAAACUGUAUGAUCUCGGUGUCCACGCAGUAUCUUUCAAUGGUGGAAGAAAAUGGAGAGGAAAUGGUGGACAGGAUACAGAGUCUGAUUUUUAACAGUACAAAUGAUAGUGACACAAAUCCAAACUAUAAAUCGGAUGAUGCAAACAACGAUACAAACGAAGAGGAAGGGCUCAAUGACACAGCCAGCAAUGCUGAGGAAACUCUGGAAGAGUCUGCAUCUGACAUUAAUCCCGAUGAAAAGUAUUCUGAAACGGGCCUGUUCCCAGGCUUAUACCGCUGUAAUGCAUGCAACAGGUUGUAUGACAAGGCGCCCGAGCUCGCGGACCACUUAAAAGAACACUCUGAAGUUCCUGAUUCCAAAACCUUUGCCUGUGGUCUUUGUAACAUGACAUUCAAGUUCAAAAUGAACCUUGUGCGGCAUCAACUCGUCCACGAAGGGAAAACCUCUGGCAGUGGUUCUCUGGGAACCAGUAAAGAGAAAGUAAAGAUAGAACCAGUCAAUGACAGUGGGGAUCCUAACCGGCCUUUCAUGUGCUCCCAGUGUCCAAUGAAGUUCAAGUAUGCCACCAAUUUGGACAAGCAUGAAAUUGUGCAUUCAGAUGAUCGUCCAUGCAAGUGCACAGUUUGUGACAAAUCAUUUCCUUCCAUGACCAACCUGAAGAAGCACAUGAACAUCCACACUGGCUGUAAGGUGCCCUGUAGGUACUGCGAGGCGGUCUUCUCCCAUGUAGGGGCCCUCAGGAAGCACAUCCGACUCCUCCAUCCCACCAUUCAUCGGGAGCGACUACUUAAACUGUUGGAGAGACAGGGAAAGUUAGGCACCAAGGCUCACAAAUAUCUAGAUAAUAGUUACGAAAAUGAGAACAGUAAGUCAUCCGAGCAUGGAAGCACCUACACCAGUUCCAAUGAGGGUGAGAAAGAGAUCAAACCCAAAAAGGAAAAGAGGACAAAGACAAGGAUUGAGGAUGGAAUCGAUUCCAGAUUCAAAUUUUCUUGCACAAUUUGUAAAAAGAGAUUCACUGAGUAUGUGAACAUGUGUCGACAUCGCCGCAUGGCACAUGAAACUCCAGACGAUGAAAACAACAGCAAUGCCAACUCAGAAGGAAGCUCUGAGUCAGCUAACAUUGUGGUGGAGAAUCCAGAAGCAAUUGCAGCCUUCUUUGCUAAUGUGGCCUACAACAUCGCAGAGAACUUGACCUGUUACUUAGACGGGGGUCAGGAAGCAAUAGAGGCCUACAGUAAGAGAGAAGAUGAAGAAGUGGAUGUUGAAAAUACAGAUGAAGACAAAAAAGUGGAAGAACCUCAUAACAUUGCCUUGCACCAGUACAACUUUCCUCACAGCUACAACCCUCGUCUGCUCCAGGAGAACUUUGAGUAUUGUCCUUUGGAUCCAUCAGAACUGAUGAAGAAGUAUGAGAAAGAGGUGCCAAGUUAUUUUGAUGUGAACAUUGAUGAGAAUUCUCUGGAUGAUCGUGGACCUGCACUCUGUACACGCAGAAGGAACUCAAAGGACAGCAAGGAUGACAGCAGGGACAGUAUCUGGGGAAACAGGUUUGAUGGCAGUUUUACAAACUCACCUGCCAAAUCUGAAAGGAGCCAAUCGCCAAUGUUGAAGAUUGCAUCUGUUUACUCUGGGAAGGAAGCAGCCAUGUUGAUCCCAGGGACACCUAAGAAGGGUGCACCUACUGAGGAGGGGGGCAAGGACUCCAAGGUCAUUACUAUUGACCCAUUGGUGACACAAAAUUCCAGCACAGAAAAAGAGAAUGAAUCUGAAAAAGGAUCUAAUAAGGAUGAAGAACAGAAAAGUGUUGUAGUUACACAGGGGGAAAGGAACGUAGAGAAAAAUGGAUCAGAUAACAAACAGACCUCUGAACUCUCUCAGAAACAAACUGAUGAGGAAACAUCAACAACAAAGAAUGCUGAAAAUAAAUCAGAAGAAAGUGAAGAGGAAAGUAAAACAACAGAGUCCUCAGAAAGCAAGGUUACACCAGAAAAAAUGGAGAGUCAGGACCUUGGAAAUGGUAAUAGCAGUCCUGGAGACAUCAACGGAAACAGGAAGCAAGUGAAGGUCGAUUCCCAGGAAUCUGAGAAGCAGGGUCAGUCUGAAAACCCUGAACCAGAGCCCAAGGAGAAGGAGGAGAGUGAACACACUCCCAGGAAACAUAUCUUUAAGAUCAUGGAGUACAGUAAACUGAAAAAAGGAGGUCUAACAGUGAUACGCCACGGUGAACUAGAUGAAGGGAAGAACAAGAGUGCAGAAGUGAAAAAAGAUAAGACUGUUGAAUCCAAAACCUCUGUCAGCAGUGAUUCAUCAAACACAGUGCCAUGUGACAAGGCUGCCUUGAAUUCUGAGAACAAGUUGCAGAUAAAUGAUAUGUCCAGCGAUGACAGUAACUCGGGGAUUCUGCUGGUAGACUUGUUCACAGACUCGGACUCUGAACAGGCAAAUAAGGAUCACGAGCUGAUGCUGCAGGGUCUUGAUUUGGCCAGAGGAGCAAAGGACAAAAUGGAGAAGAAAGCCAGGUCCUCCAGUGUAGGGAACUCUCCUCAGAGGAGCCCAUUGUAUAACUAUGAGACCAUCAUGUUUGGAAAGCUGGGAGAUACAGCGUAUGUCUGCUCAGUGUGUAAGCGACAUUAUCCAGACUUUGACAGGUUGAUUCGUCAUCAGUGGAAGAAGCAUCCUUCCAUUUACUGUGAUUUCAUGGAGGUUGAACAAGGCCAUGAGAUAGAGAGUCUGUAUUACUCCAAGCCCUGUCAUAGAGGGCUCCUGGGGUCGUCAGGGAAGGCCCUGGAGAGAGCCAUCAACAUACCAUCCUACACAUGUACCCGGUGUAGAGGCUCGUUCAAGAGUGUAGACCGGCUCAGAGUCCACAUCAUUAACUGUGCCACUCCUCAACCCUCUCCCAAAAAGAAGAAAUCUUACUACAAACGCAAAACGCCAAUAAAGACAGAGAAUGGGGAGAUAGAAAGUCCAUCCAAACUGGCCAGUCAAGUUAAUUUGAAAGAGCUCAACUCUAGAAUGAAAGAGUUUUCUUCCAAACCAGACAAAAAAGCAGACAGUGUAGUACGAGAGAAUUCAUUAAUGGAGCAAGAGGAGAAGUUUUCAGCUGGAGGCAAAGUUAAUGAAAGACCAAAAACACCUACACAAAAAGUGGUUACUGAGAAGAGAGUGUCGACAGAGAACACCCCUGAAAAGACAGAAGCAAAAGCAGAAGAGAAAGAUGACACAAAACAAAGUGAGCAGAAAACAACUAAAUCUCCAUCCAGUAAAGCAGGUAGCAAAAGAAUCAUGGUUGAAAAGAAAAUACCAAGCCCUGUCAAAGAAAAUAGAUUGUCUGGAGGGAAAAGUAAAGAAACAGCAGGCAAAAAAGCAGUUCAAAGAAAGUCACCAGUAAAACUCAAAAGUGAGCAAAGUAAGGCAGGAAAAAUGGCCGACAGUGCUCAGCAGAAAAGAAUGAGGAGAGGUCGCGACAUUGUGAUCUACAAUCCCAGAAAUCACAUCAGGCGAAGAGAGUUGUCAGAGGUGCUUGACAAGCAGCAGUGCAAAGGUUGCGGGGUCAAAUUCAAGACCAUCUCAUUGUUGGAGAGACAUGUGAAAAAAUGUGAUGAAAAGGACAAGUUCAAGGACAUCAAAAUGAUUAAAUCCAAUGUAAAUGAGGAAUUUCAUCAGAAACAGAGACAUGUGUGUUUUUAUUGUAAUAAGGGCUUCAUCUAUCCCAAGUCUUUAAUGAAUCAUUUCAAGGCUUUCUGUGUAGUGAAGAAAGAACGUGAGUCAAAUGGUGGGUUGUCAGAAGAAGAUAAAUCUACUGAGGCCACAAUGAUGAAGCGACUCAUCCAGCAAGAAGAAGAUCGCAAAGUUACAAACGAAGAGUUCGAUGAUACAGACAGAAAAAAGGGAGGCUGGCCGCGUGGAAAGAAGAGAAAACACAGACGAAAGAAUCACUCCUGGACAAUAAUCAAACAGCGGAAGUCUUCAAGCAAUGGACAAGAUAUGUUGUCAUCUGUGGGUGAUUUUAUUGAAGAGCAAGAGAAGGGAAACUCUGAGAAUGAAGAAGAUCAGCAGCCAGUUUCUGAACAACCUUCAAACUCUGAUGGAAAUACAAAACAAUCCAUGACAGAGAAACCACAAAAUAUGCCUAGAACACCUCAAAAGCCAGGAAUUAAGAAAGAAUCUGUUACACCUCAAGCAGGUGACCUUGUUGAAGAAUUAAACUCAGAACCUAAAGGAAAAAAGGGGAGAGUUCAGACUGGAAGAACUGAUAUCACAAUGUCUGGUGCAGCUCCCAGGGGCAAGAGGAAAACUGAAGUGCUGGCCAAACCUGAGGUCGGCACAGAGGACAAAACAAGUGUAACAUCCUCCCCUGGAGAGGUGAAGAACGACGAGACACCGCUGCCAAGGAAACGAGGCCGGAAAAAAAAUGUAAAGAAUGGAAGUGAAGAUUCACCAAAGAGCAUGGAGGAAGAAGUGAACACAAAGAAAUCUAAAGUGGACGACGUAUCAACAGCAUCCAGUGUGGCACUAACUAGAGAGGCAAAAACAAAGAAGGCCAGAGGUGAUAACUCAGCCAAGGACAAUGCUCAAGUCACAGAGGGGAAGGCAAAAAAAGCCAAAGAUGAUACACCCCAAGAUGAGGAAGGUUCAUCGAAGGAAACAUUGCAGAAUCAAUCUGGUAAAACAAAGAAAGGCAAGCUGUUGUUUACUAACCCUGACAUGAAGUUUGUGACAAUGAAGAACAUAGUGAAGAAAAGUGGUAGUGGGGGUUCCCCGGUAAAGACUGCAGAAAGGGAAGCAGAUGAGGAGAGCGAGAAAGCCACGCCCAGUAAACUUACAUUCCAUAUUUAUGACUCUAAUAGCUUCAAGAAAAGAAAAACUGUGGCUGCGGCUGGUCCCGGAGUGGAGAAAAAGUUUCACAUAAUGCAGCCGGGGGAUUUCGCAGGGAAAAAUAGUAAUGAGGGAGAAAACAAUAGCAAGGUAGGGGAGAAGGGGAGGAAAAGUGGGGAUGGGAGAAAAGUAGCCCAGGGAGGGAGGGUGUCUGAAAUGAAGGGGAGACAGGAAAAGGGUCAGGUUGCUAAUAAUGGGGGUCAGGUAGAAUUAGAACCACAGGGGGAUGUGGGUGAGGGCCUAGCAAAUGUGGGUGAGGGCCUAGCAAAGAAAUCCACUGGGUCCAAUAAGAUUAAAGGCAUCGUGAACAAAAAGCCUGAUACGCUGCAAUUCCAUCAAGUGGACAUGGCAGCAAUGAAGAAUAAGAAAGGAAGCCAGAGGCUGAAGAAGAAGUAAAACAACCCUGUGAUGUGAGAAGCUGCAAUAUCCUUAAUCUGACUGCUAGUAAAAUGUGUUAACUCAUAUUAAAUCAGUUUAAGCGAUUUUUUCUUGUAUUUCCUCUAUUUGAUAUGAUUAUACUUGUGUUCAUUAAUAUUUUGGUGCUUUGUUUUAAUUAAUGUGUGAUGUGUCUCUUAGAGAAUCUGCAUUGAUAUCAUUACCAUAUCAAAAAUGUUAACAGAAGGGGUACUGAAUGUUUUAAUGAAUUGAAAAUGAAUAGCAAGCCUGCAAGAGUAGUCUUUCUUGUACUUUGGUAGGAUUUUUUUAUUCCAAUGUACCUAUUUUUAAGGAUGUUUUUGUUUCAUAAAGAGAAUGUUUACUAGCAUUGAAUGUUUAUGAGGAUAAAUUUUAUUACAUUUCAAUCAAACAUUUUGCCUCAUGGUAUUAAUUUGUUGUGGUGUAAUUCUAUAAAAAUGUGUAUAUCUGUUGAGAGAUGAUUUUAUUUUACUUCAAGAGUAUGAAAAUAUUAAAUGUG
Magallana angulata is the source of this 6950-nucleotide messenger RNA. RefSeq lists its product as uncharacterized. NCBI's taxonomy places the organism in Eukaryota, Metazoa, Mollusca, Bivalvia, Ostreida, Ostreidae. Gene Ontology annotation, molecular function: protein binding. Gene Ontology annotation, cellular component: nucleus. Bases 167 to 6433 code for a protein of 2088 amino acids. The transcript is spliced from 7 exons. The record is from RefSeq and is a predicted model, not a curated record.